Moneuplotes crassus is the source of this 2035-nucleotide messenger RNA. The record is from the annotation of a GenBank genome assembly. Lineage: Eukaryota; Ciliophora; Spirotrichea; Euplotida; Euplotidae.
UGAGUGUUGGGGAAUAAGAUGCGGUUCAAAGAGCAGUUUGAGUUCCAUAAAGUCCCGGAAUGGGAUGAACACUAUCUGAGGUAUGCUAGAUAUCUUGAACAUAUUGAGAAAUUAGUCAAGAAGAUGACCAGAUAUGGGCUUAAUAAUCAGGUAUCUAACCAAUACGAUCUUUCAAGUACUUACCAGGUUGUCAUAAAUGAAAGCGAAGAAGAAAAGGAGACUGAAAUUCCUUUGAAUACACUUAAAGUCUUUCCGAAUGACGACUCUCUAAGCUACAGUUCUCCUGGAUCUAUUCCAGAGAAUCUAGAUCUGGAAGCUCCUCUGCUCUCCCUUAGCACUGAUAUAAAAGAAAUCCUUGUGGAAUUUGUCAGCGAAUGUAAAGGUAUAAAUGAUUUCUAUCUUGAAGAAAAACAGAGAAUAAUCAAUGAGUAUGAACUUUUCUACAAAAGAUUCUUGAAUAAAAUCAACUCUGUGACUACAAUGAUCAACUUGCAUGAAGACCUGAAGCUUUAUGACAUAGAUGGGCUAGGUUAUUCAUCUUCCUGGUCGAGAAAAUUUGUUGAAUAUUACUCAAAAUUCUCUUGGCUCGAUGGAUUUGCAAAAAUUAAUAUUGUUGCUAUGCAAAAGAUUCUUUUGAAAUUUGACAAAACUUUGUUCUUGGUGAAAGAGAGUAAGUUCAAUAGAAAGCUCAAUGAGUUUAUCCAUACUCUCCCCCUCUCCGAAGAGAAAGGAUGUACUGAUGAGAGGAAGAAGAUUAGGAACUCUGUUUCAAAAUAUUAUUUCAAUAAUAAAAAGAACAAGGCAUUCAGAUUUCUUGAGUCUACUCUUUCUGCUCAUAAAUCAGAAGAUAGGGGACAACUGAAACUAUUACUUGGAGUUCUGAUAGGUCUUUCCUUUAUCCUGGGAGUCAUUCUGCUCACACCUCCUAAGGAAAAUCAUUAUUUCCUGCAUCAGAUCAAGGCUGUUUACCCUAUAUUUAGAGGAACACUCAGUUUUAUUUUUACCCUCCUCUGAUGAGGUGUCGUUAUUGUUUUCUUGAAAGAGUUCAGAGUAAAUUAUGUGAUCAUUUUCGAAUCAAGCCCAGCUAAUAGACUAAAUCCAAGUGGAAUGUACAUCCUUACUGCAGUCUUAAUGGUUGCUUGGCUUAUUUGAAUGAUUGGAGAAGUUGCUGUUUUAAAAGACUAUUUGCCUUAUAAACAUGAUCUUUUUGCAAUUAUUCUGCUAUAUACAUUCCUUGCAGUUUUUUUCAAUCCUCUGAAGAUAUUCCAAAGUGUGAUAAGGUUCCCAGCAAUUAUUGCGACAUUCCACUGCUUGUACUCACCAUUCUCAGAGGUCAGGUUUUUGGAAUUUUUUGUAGCAGAUGUAAUGACAAGUCUGGUGAAACCUUUUAUUGACGUAUCUCUGAUCAUAUGCUGGGCUAGCUCAACUGAUGAAGACAAUGUAUUUGAUACAGGCAAAUGCCAUUCAAAGAUGUUCUGGGCUAUCUUUGCUUGGUACCUUCCAUUCCACAUUCGAUUUUGGCAAUGCGUAAAUAAAUGGUGGUACACAGGAGAUGCUUUUCCUCACUUGGUCAAUGCUGGUAAAUAUUUUGCAUCAAUAGUGAUGAUAUGUUCCAACUACUUCUAUGGAAAGAACCCAGAUUUAAGAAAUGUAGUAUUAGGAUUGUACCUCUUCGCUACAGUUUAUAGUUAUAUCUGGGAUAUCAUUAUGGAUUGGGGAUUGCUAAGAGACAAAAGAAUGCUAAGAGCUCAAAUCUUAUACCCUCCAAGAUAUUAUUACUUCUCAUGUAUCACCAACUUCUUCUUAAGAUUUGCAUGGACCCUUGGUUUUAUACCCGCCUCUUAUUGGCCAGAUACCUUCAGAAACAUUGAAGGGUUGACGCUCAUCCUUGCUAUCAUGGAGAUUUACAGGAGAGCACAAUGGAGUUUGUUCAGACUUGAGAACGAGAACAUUAACAACUACGAAAAGUACAGAACCGUUCUUGAGAUCCCGAGAUUGCCAAAGGAUUAAUUUAUUAGAACAUAUUCAAUAUGCG